CCUUCACACACCAUCAGAUGUGUAACAGCGAGGAUGCACUUUCAAUCUACUUCAACGCUUUUGUAAAUAGACUAAACAACCGGAACAUAGGGAACAAUGGAGAACAUGUGCACUGUGCAGGUGAAACUGGAGCUGGGACACAGAGCCCAGUUAAGGAAGAAAGUCACUACCGAGGGCUUCACACAUGACUGGAUGGUGUUUGUUCGGGGCCCAGAGGCGUCUGACAUCCAGCACUUUGUGGAGAGAGUUGUCUUCCACCUUCACGACAGCUUCCCAAAACCCAAGAGAGUUUGUAAAGAACCCCCAUAUAAAGUGGAAGAGUCAGGCUAUGCUGGUUUUCUCAUGCCUAUUGAGGUCUAUUUCAAAAACAAGGAGGAGCCUAAAAAGGUGUGCUUUAAUUAUGACCUUUUCUUGAACCUGGAGGGCAACCCACCUGUCAACCACCUGCGCUGUGAGAAGCUCACAUUUAACAACCCCACACACGAGUUUCGACGCAAGCUGGUCAAGGCCGGUGGGGCUGUAGUUAUUCCUGAGGGAGCGGAGAUGAUGCCAAGACCCAGUCCAGAUUAUCCAAUGCUGCCUACUAUUCCACUCUCUGCCUUCUCAGACCCCAAGAAGAUCAAGUCCUCUCAUGCAGUAAAGGAGUCAAGUAAAGAUGGAGGAAGUGGGAGCAGCAAAGCCCUCAAAGCCCAUAAGGCAACCAAAGAGCACCGAGAGCGCACACGAAAGGAUUCAGAGAGCAAGGCCACAUCCAGAGAGAGCGACCGCGAGAGUGGCAAGUCCUCACGAGACCAAUCGUCAUCCUCUUUUUCAAAGAAAGCCCUAGACGGAAGAGGAAAAGAUGAGGGGAAAACUGUGCCUAAAGCAGCCUUCAAAGAGCCCAAACUCACAGUCAGAGAGUCCAAGAUGGAUGGCAUGUCUCCAAAAGGUGGAGGAGCAGUGACGGGCGGAGGGGGACAGCUGGACGCUCGUGCCCCGAGCAAGAGGCCCUCGUCCGCCACCGAGUCUCCAAAGCUGAGUACCAAGAAACAGAAGAGGAUGGGCUCUGAGGGCAUGAAGGGGCCUGUGAGUGGAAGCUACAGCAGCAGCUCUCCCCGCAUUACCUCAACAACACCCUCCACAUACCCCGAGAAGAAAACCCCUAAAGAUAAAGGCCACUGGGCAAAGAUGAAACCAGAGGUGCAGGAAGUGAAAAGGCAACCAGAAUCCGACGAAUCCAACUCUGAGGAUGAAGCCUCUACCAAAUCAGAGCAGUCGGCUCAAUCCAGUCCAUCUAGUUCCAGCUCCAGCUCUGAUUCUGAUUUUGAGCCGUCGCAGAAGCAAGGCCAAGGGCCGCUCCGUUCUAUGGUAGAGGAUAUGCGCUCUGAAGGCUCUGAUGAUGACAGCAUCUCUGAGGUUGAGACGCUCAUGAAGGCGACUCCACCUAACCAGAACUUUCGUUUAAGCAUGGACAGUGAGAGUGAUGGUAAUGAGGAGUCCCGUCCUCCCAGCCAGGAAGCCCCCUCACCUCUACCCAAACUCAGCUCAGCAAACCUCAAGAUGUUAGGAAAUAAGAGCCCAGAUUCUUGCACCCACGAGAAAAUGCUCAAGAGGGGAUACGACAAGGUAGGAAGGGCUUAUACAGAGGAGCUUGUGGACCUCCAUCGCAGGCUGAUGGCUUUGAGAGAGAGGAACAUUUUACAGCAGAUUGUGAACCUCAUAGAAAAGACUGGCCAUUUCAACAUCACCAAUACAACCUUUGACUUUGACCUGUUCUCCUUGGAUGAGUCAACUGUACGUAAACUCCAGAGCUACCUGGAAGCCACAUCCACAUGACACAAGGAAGCUGCUCGGCCGUGAUUUAGUGUGAGAGAGGCCUCCAAACUGACUGGGUGCAGAGGGAUAGGUAUUGAAAGCAACAUAUAAAUGCACAGGAACAAACAAAAACGAAAUGAGAAAACAAAAAAAAAUGUAUACUGUAAUAGAAAUAAGCAAACAAAAGGACCAGGGGCGUAAAGGGGCGGUAUUCAGGGUUUAUCUAAUAACAGCACUGCGCAUUGCACUAAGAAUCAAACUGUUGGCACAAUACUGUCCAAAAUGGACAAGAUCUCGCAUAGGCACCGUAGAUGAGAUAACGUAUUAUUACAAGUAGGUACAUUUCAGACAGGUUUUGCACCAAAGCUAUAACACUGGUGGAAAGGAUCCUUCGCUCGGGCCUUUAUGCAGGGGCGAUGACUGAAAGACUGUGUCCCCUCUCUACCCCUUCACUCUUCUGCUCCACGGACGCCAAACCACUCAGCACAGCUUGGUGGCGUGGAAAGAGCCCAACUAGAUCAAACCUUAUCGGCAUACUGGUUUUGUCUGCAUAGCUUUGUAGCCCCAUGUGUUGGAUAAAGUACAUACUCUCAAGCUUUGAUGAUAGAUGCUCCCUCGGAUCAGCUAAAGGGGAAAAACUAUCUGCCUUUGUAGUGCCUUUUUAAAAUAUCAUGUUUUUAAUUAUAAUUGUUUGUGAGUCUCUCAUUGGUCUUUGGAUGACCAAAAAUGAUCUGUCAACAUUAAAAUGCCUGAAAUUGACAUUCAAAGCCCUUUUAAACACGGUUUAAUACCUGUCCGGAGAGAACACGUUAUGCAUGUGUGAUCUGAGAAGGUCUUGUGCAUUAUUCUAUGUUUCUUGAUGGUCAGCGACAUGAAGUCAAUUUGUUACGCAUUUGAAGUUCUUUUUGUAGUUUAUUUAAGUAACUGUGCACUUUUUCUGGUCACUUCAGUGCUUUGUAAUUAUCUGAUAACUAUAUUUAUGAUUAUUUUCUUUUUUUUACACAUAAUAUUGACUUGCAAAAAUGUACAGAUUUUUGUCAAUGUUUUUAAAUGCAUCUAUUGAAGUCAUAUUAUUGAUUUAUUCAAUCACAUGAGAGAAUAUGCACACAGAUUGAAAGGGGGACGUUUUGGUCUGUAUUCCAAUGGUGAGAUUGGAAAAAGAGUCUUCUGAUCACCUGAAGUAUUAUACAAGUGAAAAUGUAUUUGUGUCAGAUACGUAUUGUCUGAUUACAUUGCUUUUUAAAAAGCAUACCUGCUUGACAUGUUAUUCUUCAUUGUCGAUUGCCAGUUACCCUUUUUGAUUCUCAAUAAUGUAUGGUUAUAAAGUAAACAAUGUUUUCAGUGAAACGUUUGUGGCAGAUGUAUGUUACAUCAUGGGAAAGUUGCAGUGAUCUGUGUUUGUGCAUGAUUGAUACGUGAAUAAUCACUUGCAGGAAUAUGCAUACAACAUUCACAACCCUAUACAUUUAUCAGCUAUCCUCAGGACUGUCGCAAAUACAAUAGAUGCUCAUAAUAAAACCAAAACCAUAACACUUGAAGCACAUGGUGGAAACGUCUAGUAGGUCUUUUCGCUGUGUUUGCUUCUCUACCAUAAAAAGUAGCAUAUCCAUAUCAAGGGGAAUGGGAUCAUUUACAGUAUUUAUGUAAAUAUGUAACAAUGUGCAUUAUAUAGGCUAUCAUAUAUGGAAAGCUGAAAUUGUGGAACCAUUAAAGCUCAUUCUCCGUUUAGUUUAUAUCAGUGUGUAUUAUAUAUGUGUUUAUAAAUUGACAUUUUAUAUGAUCUU
Messenger RNA from Sinocyclocheilus anshuiensis, 3578 nucleotides. Its product is annotated as protein ENL-like. Lineage: Eukaryota; Metazoa; Chordata; Actinopteri; Cypriniformes; Cyprinidae. Gene Ontology annotation, molecular function: chromatin binding. The transcript is spliced from 12 exons. Gene Ontology annotation, biological process: positive regulation of DNA-templated transcription. Gene Ontology annotation, cellular component: transcription elongation factor complex. The record is from RefSeq and is a predicted model, not a curated record. Bases 97 to 1815 code for a protein of 572 amino acids.